Molecule: messenger RNA, 2055 nt
Organism: Megalops cyprinoides (Indo-Pacific tarpon)
Lineage: Eukaryota; Metazoa; Chordata; Actinopteri; Elopiformes; Megalopidae
Gene: sugct
Product: succinyl-CoA:glutarate-CoA transferase
Exons: 14
Coding region: 103-1452 (449 amino acids)
Molecular function (GO): catalytic activity
Source: RefSeq, a predicted model, not a curated record
CGGUCUGUUUUGUAUGUCAUCUCUCACUCUUUUUCCCUCUCUCUCUCAUUUAUGACGCUGGUGUAGCUAAAGUAAUCAGUAACCAGCGAAACACCGAGCAAGAUGUCGGGAGCAUCAGCUCUCACAAAGGGCUUCAUGUGCAGUUUGAGGUUCAACGCGGCGCGUUCUUCACAGCUUCUGCAAACACAGAAGUCAUGUGCGAGUCACAGAAGGCUGCUCGCCUGCACGCAGCCAGAUACAGGAGAAGUAAAGCCACUCGAUGGCAUCAAAAUAUUGGAUGUCACAAGAGUUCUUGCGGGGCCCUUUGCAAGUAUGAUACUCGGAGACCUUGGCGCUGAAGUGAUUAAAGUGGAGAGACCAGGUGCUGGGGAUGACACCAGGGCAUGGGGUCCUCCAUUUGUUGGGAAUGAGAGUGCUUAUUUUCUCAGUGUCAAUCGGAACAAGAAGAGUAUUGCAGUAAAUCUGAAAGAUCCAAGAGGAGUCAAAUUAAUAUUGGAGCUAGCAGAAGUCUGCGAUGUCUUCAUUGAAAACUACCUCCCAGGCAAGCUAGCCCAGAUGGGGCUGGGUUAUGAAGAUGUUCGGAAGGUGGCACCUCGACUAGUAUACUGCUCCAUCUCAGGAUAUGGACAAACUGGGCCAAUGUCCCACAAACCCGGCUACGACUCCAUUGCCUCUGCUGUGUCAGGCAUGAUGCAUAUCACUGGGCCAGAGGGUGGGGAUCCCGUCAGACCUGGUGUAGCCAUGACUGAUCUGGCAACAGGGCUGUACACGCAUGGGGCUAUCAUGGCUGCUCUCCUGCAGAGGCAAAAGACAGGGAGGGGCCUGCACAUCGACUGCAACUUGCUCUCCUCCCAGGUGGCGUGUCUCACCCACAUUGCAGCAAACUUCCUCAACGCUGGUCAGGAAGCCAGGCGAUGGGGCACUGCCCAUGAGAGCAUUGUACCGUAUCAGGGCUUCAAGACCCAGGACGGGUACAUUGUUGUGGCAGCUGGUAAUGACAAGCAGUUUGUGAAAGUGUGCAAGGUUUUGAAUCUUAGCAGCCUAGCAGAUGACCCCAAGUACAAAACCAACAAGCUGAGAGUGCAGAACCGAAAAGAGCUGUUGCGGAUCCUUUCUGAAAGAUUCUCAGAAAAGAGGACAGGCGAUUGGCUGGGAAAGUUUGAGGGGACCGGCGUGCCCUGCGGCCCAAUCAACAGCAUUCAGCAAGUCUGCUCUGAUCCGCAGGUUCUCCACAAUGACCUAAUCCUGGAAAUGGACCACCCUACAGCAGGAAGGAUUGCUGUACCAGGUCCUGCAGUCCGGUUCAGUGACUUUAAGAUCAGGAGGCCCACACCCCCACCGCUGAUUGGUCAGCACACUGUACAGGUUCUGAAGCACACCUUGAGAUACAGUGAAGAUGUCAUAGAUCAGCUGCUCAAGGCGGGCACAGUGUGUCAGAAUGAAGUGCAGUGAAGACCGGACAAAGAGCAAUGAGCUCUCACUGCAACCCUGUGGCACUCCAGUACGUCCGUGUCUGAGAAAACAAUAUUAUAAAACUCUUCCACAAACCACAUAAAUUCCACAGAAGACCUUUGUUAUGAUUCAGGGAAAUGGCAAGUGUAGCGUUACCUCUUGAACCCUUGUACUUUGAAGAAAGAUAUGUCUUUGUAAUUAGUUCUCUGAAUGAGGGUUGGAGAUCAAGAAUGAGUGUAACUGUAAUAACGUAAUGACACAAACAGACCAAACCGAACUUCUUCCUUCUGUCGAAGGAAUUCCAGAUUCGCUUUUCUGUUAUAAGCAAAAGCUGCAUUUGUCUUUCCAAUCUCCAUUGAACUCACUUCCUGCCUAUUUCAUGCUAGUACUAUUGAUCAAUUGAAUGUACUCUGCACCACAAAUCCACUUCAUACACCACUGGAAGAUGAAACAGGACUUCACAUAAUGUUUUCUGAGCUUGAAACAUUGCUUUGCUUGCAGUGUAAUUUCCUUCUGUUUUUUGUCCAAAUGCAGAUUUAAUCCGAGAAUGUUACCAAGGGCAAAAAAUAAUAACAGCGGUUUGCUUGAAUGACAGAUCGUAGU